AUGUACAUUGGAGUGCUAUCAAAAAAAAUUGACGACAAGUUUGACUUGAAAAAUGACUCCAAAUUUGGUGGUGCCCCCGUGUGGUUAUAUGGGAAACAACCAACCAACUUCAAUUUGGAGUGUCCAACGUGCAAAAACGAUUUGACGUUUUUAUUUCAAUUAUCAACGUCGUAUAAUGAGUACGUAAGAAUACUGUACUUGUUUUGCUGCUUGAACAGUGGGAAGUGCAACGUGAACAGAAACAGCUGGGUUUGCAUUAAGGGAAAAAAAAAGCUAUUUCAAAAUAGGGGUGGUGAUAAAGUGGGCCCAGAGUCAUGGAUAGACGGCUGUGCCAAAAGCGAAAUCUGUCACAAUGGAAGAGCAAAUCUGAGUGAUCCUCAAAAAGGAGUCUUCCCCAAUUGUAGCAGAACAGAUUGGAGACAAUCCAUUUUUGAUUUCUCCAGUGAAAAUAUAAAAAAAGAAGACUCUCUCACAGAAGGUGUAACUUUUAUGGAGGAAAAAUUAAUUGACUGGAAUUCCUUAUUUUCCAAGAGUGCUACGGAAGAGAAAAAAAGGAACAGCUCAUCCUUUGGUAACGCCAUUAGUCCAAGCUUUAGUGGGGUAAAUGGGAAACCAAGACAUAACCAUUCACCUGUCGUAGAGGAUAUUUUCCAAGCGAGUGAACCUAACGGGGGAGACGAACUUCUUGGGCCGCCCCAAAUGAGGCACAAAAAGGAAAACUUCAUGGAAGAACGAGACAGAAGUUGCAGAUUACCCACUUUUUACAUUUCCCUGAUUGAAGACGAUGGAGAUGAUUGUGGACGGGGAGACUACCUCUACGAAAAGGCGAAAAAAAUGCAUGAAACGUAUGAACAACACAAUAAGGAAAACAUGGAAGAGGACGCAGAUCUGGUGAUAGGAAAGGAUCACUAUCUGGACGACAUUGGUGAUAUCGAAUUCUUCGAAAAUGAUUUUAACGGAUGUGUAAAAUUCUAUUCCUACUUAAGUAAAAACUACAGUCAAAUAUUAAGGUAUUCUUAUAAUGGGAAAUUCUUAUAUAUGUACAAAUCGACGAAGAAAUACAUCAAGGAACGGACCAUGACCUGUGCUCACUGCGGGAGCAGGGUACUCUUCGAGGUGCAGUUCUUUUCCACGUUUGUCUAUCAAAUAGAGAAAAGGCUUGAAGAGGAAGAAGAAGAGAAGGAUAACCUUUCAGGCAAUUCGCUAACCAAUUUCAACGUGGGGAAUGUCAUGAUAUUCACAUGUGAACGGGACUGCGUUACGGUGGACGAUAUGUAUUCCUAUGAGCGCGUCGAGUUGGAAGUCUUCUAG
Messenger RNA from Plasmodium inui San Antonio 1, 1311 nucleotides. RefSeq lists its product as hypothetical. The coding region runs from base 1 to 1311 and encodes 436 amino acids. The transcript has a single exon. Gene Ontology annotation, cellular component: cytoplasm. The record is from RefSeq and is a predicted model, not a curated record. NCBI's taxonomy places the organism in Eukaryota, Apicomplexa, Aconoidasida, Haemosporida, Plasmodiidae.